Messenger RNA from Aspergillus thermomutatus, 5127 nucleotides. Its product is annotated as putative P-type ATPase. Bases 1 to 5127 code for a protein of 1708 amino acids. Gene Ontology annotation, molecular function: P-type ion transporter activity; protein kinase activity; ATP hydrolysis activity. The record is from RefSeq and is a predicted model, not a curated record. Gene Ontology annotation, biological process: intracellular calcium ion homeostasis; protein phosphorylation. Lineage: Eukaryota; Fungi; Ascomycota; Eurotiomycetes; Eurotiales; Aspergillaceae. The transcript is spliced from 24 exons. Gene Ontology annotation, cellular component: membrane.
AUGCGCCCAAGCACAGAUGACUCCGCUCGGCCACUGGCCGAGGCCUCGUCAAUUGAAGGUGCUCCUGGAGCUAGUCAUCGACGUGACUCUAUGAGAAGCAGCUAUAGUGUUGUGUCAGAUGUCGAGAUGGCUCGCACCGAGGUCUUUGACGGGCCGAUAUCAGAGAGUAUCCCUUCAAGUGUCGUCUCAUUUGCCCAUCGGCGCGGCCGGAAGGACUCGACCGUCAGCUUCACUUAUUUUCAAGAAGAAGAUGGUUUCAUUGAGUGGCCUCGCGAAGAAGUAAUCGAUGCUGAAAGUGAAACUGAUGAAUUGUCUAUGGGUGAGGUUAGCGAGGCAGAUGAGUCCAUCAUAUCUUCUCGCAGGUCAAAACGCCUGUCUUACUCCAGAAUCUCAGCGGAGGACCCUCUCCUUCCGCGGCGCCCAUCAUCGAGUUUCUGCACUGGAGAGCGCACAAUUGACAGCAGGCUCACCCAGAAAAUUUAUAUCGUAUCGGAGGACUUGACCAUUGUCAUCGCUGGAUUUUCAACGAGCUUCACGGGCUUGGCGCUAUAUUCUUUGCUAUGCAUUUUUACUUUGGGGUUUGCAUAUAUUCUUCUACGUUGGUUGCCAAGAUGGAGAGUCCGACUUAUAGGAAAGCCGACGCCCCUUCGAUUAUGUCAAUGGGUCGCAGUGGAGGUGGGCUUCCCCCGUUUAUCACAGUAUAAGGACUUCGCUGAAUAUGUGCAGGAUCAAUGGAAUCAAUUCAGCAUAUGCGAAGUGUUGAGCAUACCUUACGGACGUGUGCUCUCCACUGUCUUUGCAGACUCUGCAAGUUGUGCCCAGGACGAAGAUAACGAUUCGACUGUCCCAUACCUGAGAUAUAUUGAUUAUCGCUGUCUCCGCUUCUUCUACCACCCUGUCGAGGACAAAUUCAGCUUGACCAGUGGCUGGAAAGAUCCAUUGUGGACGAAUAUCAAACUAAUGCGAAUUGGAUUGGACGCAGAUGAUCACGAUAGCCGAGCGCAGAUUUUCGGAGCGAAUGUCAUUGAUAUUCAGCAGAAGUCCGUCUUUCAACUUUUGAUCGAUGAAAAGAAGGCAUUUCACCCGUUCUACAUCUUCCAAAUUGCGAGUCUUGUCCUAUGGUCGCUGGAUGAAUACUAUUACUACGCCGUUUGUAUUUUCCUCAUUUCGGUAUUCAGUAUCUGCGCAACCAUUCUUGAAACACAAACGACGAUGAAAAGGUUGAGGGAAAUCUCACUUUUCGAGUGCGAUACCCGCGUGCUUAGGAAUGGUUUCUGGAGGUCUGUCCCUUCUCGAGAAUUGGUCCCGGGUGAUGUCUUUGAAUUCUCGGAUCCUUCCUUGAAUCAAGUUCCCUGCGACUGCAUCUUACUAUCUGGAGAUUGUAUCGUGAAUGAGAGUAUGCUGACAGGAGAGUCUGUUCCUGUAUCAAAAAUCCCGUUGACCGACGAUGCGUUGAAGUACCUUAACCUGAGUACUCCAUCUAUCCAUCCGAAUGUCGCCAAGCACUUUCUUUUCAGUGGAACAAAGGUCAUUCGUGCACGACGGCCACAUAGCGUCGAUGAUGAUGAAGCCAUCGCGUUAGCAGUGGUUGUGAGAACAGGUUUUUCGACAACCAAAGGUGCCUUGGUCCGUUCAAUGCUUUUUCCCAAACCUUCAGGGUUCAAGUUCUACAAAGAUUCAUUUCGUUACAUCACAGUGAUGGGUGUGAUUGCUGCUUUUGGUUUUAUAGCGUCAUUUAUCAAUUUUGUCCGCUUAGGUCUUUCCUGGCAUUUGAUCAUUGUUAGGGCACUUGAUCUAAUCACUAUCGUUGUGCCGCCAGCCUUACCAGCUACUCUGACAAUUGGCACUAAUCUAGCUCUUUCACGACUCAAAGGUCACAAGAUAUUUUGUAUCAGUCCACAAAGGGUCAACGUUGCAGGCAAGCUUGAUAUAGUCUGUUUUGAUAAGACUGGGACUCUUACAGAGGACGGUCUGGAUGUGCUCGGUGUGCGAACUGUGAAUCAGGAUUUGAGAUUCUCGGAUCUAAAAGCUGAUUUGGCUUCUAUGGCCUCCACCUCUUCAUCUUCUGUCGGAGCCACUGUCGGUCCUCUGCAACACAAAAAUAUUGUUCACGCUAUGGCAACAUGCCACUCUCUCAGAGUAGUGGAUGGCGAGCUAAUGGGAGAUCCUCUCGAUGUGAAGAUGUUCCAAUUCACUGGCUGGUCCUAUCAGGAGAACGGAAGCCAAUCUAUGGAACCCCAUGGUUCUAAAUACGAAACAAUUAUGCCACCUAUUGCGAGGCCGCCUAAUCAGAUAGCCGAUUCCAGUGAUCAAAUUGGGGGCAGUCAACCUAUACCAAUAGAACUCGGAGUACUUAGGAAUUUUGAGUUUGUCUCGGAGCUGCGCCGUGCGAGUGUCGUCGUAAGACAGUUUGGAGAUGGCGGAGCAAGCUUUUUCGUCAAAGGCGCACCGGAAAGUCUCAAGUCCAUUUGCCUCCCUGAAAGCUUGCCACACGAUUUUGAUGAAUUGUUGAGCUACUACACACACAAAGGUUACCGUGUCAUUGCGUGCGCUGCGAGAUACGAACCAAAACUCAGCUGGAUGAAAGCCCAAAAGUUGACGCGAGAACUCGUUGAACGCGACCUCGAAUUCAUCGGAUUCAUUAUAUUCGAAAAUAAAUUAAAGUCCAGCACUACUGGGACAAUAGCAGAGCUCAGUAAUGCAGGCAUACGAAAUGUCAUGUGCACGGGGGAUAAUAUACUUACGGCGGUCAGCGUGGCCCGAGAGUGUGGCUUGAUUCGAGCGGAUGAACAGUGUUUCAUCCCAAGAUUUGCGGAAAGUCAUCACCACGAUAUUGGAGCUUCUCUGAUUUGGGAAUGUGUUGAUAAUCCGGCGCUGAAGCUUGACCCGAGCACCCUAUUGCCAUCGUUGACUCCGACAAAUGUGGAUCUUUCCGUGCCCGCGAUUGCGUGCAACGUUAAUAAGUAUUCACUUGCAAUCAGUGGAGAUGUCUUUAGAUGGGUUGUGGAUUUCGGCAGCGACGUUGUUUUGAAAAGAAUGCUUGUUCGAGGAAACGUGUUCGCCAGAAUGUCGCCUGAUGAGAAGCAUGAACUUGUCGAACGACUACAGUCCUUGAAUUAUUGUUGUGGGUUCUGCGGGGAUGGUGCUAAUGACUGUGGUGCAUUGAAAGCUGCAGAUGUCGGUAUAUCCCUAUCUGAUGCCGAAGCAUCCGUCGCCGCGCCUUUUACCAGUCGUCAAUUUGAUAUAUCUUGUGUUCCACAACUCAUUAAGGAAGGCCGGGCUGCUUUGGUAACCAGCUUCUGUUGCUUCAAGUACAUGAGUUUGUACUCCGCAAUUCAGUUCUCGAGUGUCAGCUUUCUAUACACGUCAGCAUCGAAUCUUGGCGACUUUCAAUUUCUGUUCAUUGACCUGGCACUCAUUUUGCCGAUUGCAAUAUUUAUGGGCUGGACUGGCCCAUAUCCUGUGCUUUCCCGCAAGCGACCAACUGCAAAUCUUGUGUCACGGAAAGUGUUAACUCCCCUGCUUGGUCAGAUAUCCAUAUGCAUCCUUGCUCAAUUUGUGGCCUUCAAGACUGUCCAGUCGCAACCAUGGUUUCAGCCUCCGAAAAUAGACUUGGACAAUAGCAAUAUAAAGAACUCCGAAAAUACAGCUCUAUUCUUGAUCUCCACCUUCCAAUAUAUAUUUAUGAGCAUCGUUCUGAGCGUGGGACCACCAUUUCGGAUGCCAAUGAGGGCGAAUAAACCCUUGAUCGUUACAAUCGUCGUUGACUCAAUUGUGUCAAGCUACAUGCUUUUUGAUCCACCGGAGUGGAUUAUCGAAUCUAUGCAGCUGACAUUUGUAUCCAGAGGGUUCGCGUUUUGGCUUUUUGCACUCGCUAUCAGCACAUUUCUACUUUCGUUGAUCACCGAACGCAAGUUCUUCCCCAUACUUUCCCGGAAAAUUGGUCGCUUGAACACAAUGCUACGUCCAGGAAACCCUGCCAACUUGUUGAUAAGCAACAACGGCAUACUUCAGAUUGCAGACUUCGGGUUAGCUCGGCCAUAUGAUGAGCCUCCACCUCAGCCUGGAAAGGGUGGAGGGGAAGCUAAAAGAGAGUAUACCACGUUAGUCGUUACACGGUGGUACCGGCCUCCGGAACUUCUCCUUCAACUUCGACGUUAUACAACAGCUAUCGAUAUGUGGGGUGUUGGGUGCGUUUUCGGCGAAAUGUUCAAGGGGAAACCGAUUCUUGCUGGAAGCAGUGAUCUCAACCAAGCCCAGCUGAUAUUCAACCUUGUUGGCACACCAACCGAAGAAAACAUGCCCGGUUGGAGUUCUCUACCUGGCUGCGAAGGUGUGAAAAGUUUUGGGUAUAAACCAGGCAGUCUACGUGAGGUAUUCAGAGAUCAAAGUCCUACGGCGAUAUCCCUGCUUGGCGAGCUUCUCAAGCUUGACUGGCGGAAAAGGAUCAAUGCUAUUGAUGCAAUAAACCAUCCCUACUUUUCCAGCCCGCCAUUCCCUGCCCGACCUGGGGAGCUCCCUAGUUUUGAGGACUCACAUGAAUUUGAUAGGAGACGUUUCCGUGGGCAACGAGGCGCCAUUCCCCCGGCACCCGCAGGGGGCUCUGUGGGUAUGGGUCCAACCAGUGGCUGGGCGACUAAUUCCGGGCCCAGACCAGCAACAGACAACAGAAAUAGCCGUAUUCCCGGUGCUGCUCGCGUUGGCCGGCUCCACGCACACGGGAAUCAAAACCAUCCUACCAAACUCCCUUCUGAAAGCCGGAAUGUUGUAUCGCAUGGGUCUUUAAACGCGGGAGAGUCGCUUCCAGGCUCCUCGUUGGGUUCAAAAGAUGGCGGCUUGCCUCCUAAGCCUCCUGCGUCUGCUCGUCAAGCAUGGACCAUGGGCCAUUCAAAUAGGACGACACGCGAGAGAGUGACACCAGUGAACAUUCUCGAGAAAGGAAAGGCAAUAGCCCGAGUUCCAUCGUUGAUCGGCGUGAUCUGGAACUCGAACCAUCUGAUGAGGGGCACAAACGGGGUCCUUCUUGGGACCGAUAUGCUUCAAGAAGACGAAGCCGGAGUCCUGACUUUCGAGCGGCUCGAACGGAAGAUCGAGCAUUGUAUCGACGAUGAUGAGCUAGUCCUGUGA